CUCAUGUUUCGUCGUCCCUCGACAUCGCUUGCCUCAAUACGUGCCAUGACAGACAUCAGCCGCUUUGAAAGCGUCUUUUCCUUUGAUCCUAAAUGCCACUUUUCGGAAUACACACUAGCGGACAUUGCUCAUGCGCAGAACACCCUAAACUCGAAGACCUUCUUUGAGCGUCUGCUCGAAGAAGUCGGCAUUGCGACGAGUAUGUGAUCUUCAGGCAUGAUCGGCACCAUAAUACGAACUUAUUCCCUUCACGUAGAGCCUCGAAUCUAUCCUCCCAAGAAUAACCGCGAACUCAGACAACUUCACCAAGCCAUUAUUGCCUCCAAAGCUUCGGAGGACCAGAAGCUGGCUCUGCUCUAUUACCUGCUCAAAAAUGUCGGUGCGUCGUGCCACGGAAAAGACGUUGCCGAAGAUUUCGCUUCGGAGGUUGUCAUCUCGAGAAGAAGCUGGACAUUCAUAGAAGGCAUCUGGGAGCUAGAUCAUCUCCACUACGCUCAAGCGCUAGAGAUCUUUGCUUCGGUUUCGCUGCCGCAGAACCUUGCGGAGGAGCUUCUCGACAUUCUACUCGAUCUCCAGAAAGGAGAAAUUGCAGUCGCCCUCUACCAGACUGUGAACCCAUCUUUCUCAAACCCAAAAGUGCUGCAGAAAUACUUUACGUUAAUUUGUCAGUGUAGCAUUGCAGAUGCAUAUUCCUUCAUGCACCACCAAGAAGAUCCCUCUCUGUUCGAAAUUCUGCUUGCACAAGCUCUAUCCGGUCAAGGCCCGGAACGAGCGCGAAACUGUGUCGAGCUCAUCGAUCUUCCGUUCACUGCGGAAGAAGAAGAGAAGAUGUAUGACUUCUACUUGCAUGGGCCAGGUCGUAAUCUCCCAAAUGCUGCCGAUGUAGUGGUGAUGCGCAAGAUCGCAACGGGAAAGCUCAGCGAGGUGGAAUCAGAUGUCCGCCGGCUAAACGUUACGAAAACCCCCCAUGACGGUAUGACUUGGGACAACAUUGUGAACAGCAUUGGUCGUGGAAUGGGGCCACGAAGCAACCUUCCUCACCUUUUAGAUUGAUAAUCUACCCGUCGGCCUGACCGUCAAUUUUUUUGGGGGGAGGGGACAGUAGAGCCCUACGAAGUUCUGAAAGGAACCACACAUUGGAAUUAUUGGAAAUAGCCCUAAUUAGGCUUCAACAAUUUGUCGCGACAAUAACUCAAGGGAGCGGAUUGUGCAAAGUCCGUGAAAAUCAGUGGACGCACAUCUCCACCCUAGCUAUGUAACUUGCGUCCACUGGUUCCUAAUAAGGCUGCAAUGGUUUCAAGGUCAACGAGCUCACCGGAGGAUGUAACGCAUCAUAAGUAUUGCACCUCGUCGCUUCCAUGGAUGCACCGCGGGGUCUUGUCGAUACCUAUACAAGCAGUGCGACCGAGAUGGUUGCGGGCAGGCACGACAUGUGUCAAAGGCUUGUGAUCUUUCGGGGCAACGAUGAAGUGACAUCUGGAGGACAGCAGCGUGUGUUCAACACGCCGGUCGAAUGCAAGAAGUAUCAAAUCUCUACUCCACUCGCAUCCCUAUAGUUUUCUAUCAUAGGCUUGAAAGGUCCUUUAACGAGAGCUGCACCGUCACAUCAUCCCAAACCUUGUCGCCCUAGCACCGCUCCAACAACAAAGCCACGGCUCAACGAUGAGAACCACACCGACACAAAAGUCGGCGCACCCGCUGCGUUUCAAAAAAAUCACGGCAGCGAAGCAGUGUCCUUUUAGGUUGAAGGGAUUUAUCUCUCGUCUACGUAAUCUCGGGCCAAAGCAAAACGCAUGUCCAGUUCCCCAACUUGAUGCACAUGAACAUCCAACGCCGACAACAACGUCCCAAAGAUUGCUGCAUUUUCGCCGACCAAGCGCAGUACAGGGUCGGCAGACUCAUACCGCUUACAGCCACCAUGACGACAUCCAAGCACUGGAAUAUAUAGGUAUUGCACAGGAGCUUGUAUCAGAAGACACACAGUUACAGUCAUAUCACCCCCUUGAUAAUUUUUCUAAUCUUUCCUAGACUCCGCCUCUCUAGUAUCGAAAUUCUGCGCCUUGAUGAAGAAUGGCCUGCUUGGGAAUCUGGUCACGCCCGCGAGAAUGCGAUAGGAAUCAUGAUGCUUCCCCAAACACCUACUCUAGACGACUCCGUGUUCUAUGUUCAUGCCAGCUACUUUGCUCUAUAGGAAUCAUAAGACCUCAAAACUACGAGCGCAUUGGAACCAAGAGCUGUAUUUGAAAGAUUGUCAUUCACUGAGGAUGAGAGAGUUGCGCAUGAAAGGGUUGCCGAAUGAAGCAUGCUAUCAGCACAGGUUCUGUACAUGUGUUCGGACUUCCUAUCUUACUAAAAGCAUCUAUUUCGAAAUGAGCCCUUUAUCAGUAAUCAAACGCGAAGCUGUUCCCCAGUUUCUGUGUACGGCUUAUCAGAACCGUCUGCUGUCACCUGCUGUGCAGCUUUCUCAAUUGCUCGCACCAAUGCCUCGAUAGUCUCCCUGCGGACCUCUCUAUUUAUUACAACUCUAAAGAAUUUACCCUGCUCACCAGGCGCGUAAUCGAUCAUGAAACCCAUCGAUAUGAGUCGAUUGGCUAUUCUCUCUGUAAUCCUUGAAUUUACCUCCUUUUUCUCACUAAGUCUACCGUCGCGUGCCCAGUAAAAACAUACUUGCAUCUGGUGAAGAGCAU
This is a messenger RNA of Verruconis gallopava, 2687 nucleotides long. RefSeq lists its product as hypothetical. The transcript is spliced from 2 exons. The coding region runs from base 217 to 1053 and encodes 278 amino acids. The record is from RefSeq and is a predicted model, not a curated record. Lineage: Eukaryota; Fungi; Ascomycota; Dothideomycetes; Venturiales; Sympoventuriaceae.